Aspergillus calidoustus is the source of this 1965-nucleotide messenger RNA. The record is from the annotation of a GenBank genome assembly. NCBI's taxonomy places the organism in Eukaryota, Fungi, Ascomycota, Eurotiomycetes, Eurotiales, Aspergillaceae.
CUUUGGAAUGGCGAUCUCUGCGAACGCACCCACGAUGCUCUUCUGGAUUGCAUUUGUGGCAGCGAUUCCCCUCUUGAUCCUCUACCUCUUCGAGCGCACCCGCCACCUGCGGCUAAAACAAUACGCCCGCUUCCCACAACUCACUCCGUCGUUGGUAUGGGGCCACAUCAAAGCCCUCGACGAGGUAAUGGGAGAGGGCGAUAGACGGCGACAUAUCGACCAAGUCUUUCUCGAAAUUCACGAAAAGCUGCAAGCGCCCCCAUUAUUCAUCGUCGACCUGCGACCAGUCCUCUACUCCAUCUGCGUGGUCUGCAGCCACGAGGUCGCGGAGCAGAUCUCGCGCAGCUCAAAGGCGUUUCCGUACAGUUUGCCCAAGGGCGCUGUCCUGGCGAAUUUUGAGCCGCUGAUUGGGGGGCGGAGUAUUCUUUCUGCGCAGGUACAUCGUGUAUCAUUCCCGUGGAGAAUGUGACGAGAGUUGAUUAUACAUAGGGAAGCGAAUGGAAAGCCCUCCGGAAAAGAUUUAACCCUGGUUUCGCGCCGCAGCAUCUCAUGUCGCUCCUACCAGGAAUACUGGACCGAGUACAGUGCUUCACGGAUAUCCUGGAUGGGCAUGCGGAGUCGGGCGAGGUCUUUGCGCUUGAUGAGCCCUGUAUCAAUCUUACCUUUGAUAUCAUCGGCACCGUAACAAUGGACACAGACCUGCACGCGCAAGGAAACCCCGGCCCCCAAAGCCCCAUCGUAACCACCUUCCGCCAGCUUGUAUCCCUGUACCGCGCGAGCGGCAGCGCAUCGUGGGAUCAGUUCAAAUUAAGAACAAAAUUCCAGCGAUGGAGGCUCGCCAGACAACUUGAUGACAUGCUCCGCCAACACGUGCAAGACCACUACUACAACUGGAGAGCCCGUUCGACCACAGACAGAGCCGCGAAAAGAUCAAAGAGCGUCCUUGCACUGAGCUUCGAUGGUGUCGAGGACCUAGACGAGACCCUCCUCGCUUCCACAUGCGACCAGCUCAAGACGUUCCUGUUCGCGGGACACGAUACGACGAGUAGUCUGCUGCAAUGGGCAUUCUACGAACUCAGCCGGACGCCGCAUGCGCUGCGGGCCGUGCGAAAUGAACUCGAUGAGGUUCUUGGACGCAACGCUUCACCCGCCAACAUUCGCGAACAACUCCUCUCACCACGCGGGGAGAGUCUGCUAGGGCGGAUGAGCUACACGGCUGCUGCGGUCAAAGAAGCGCUGCGUCUCCAUCCACCGGCUGGGACGGGGCGGUUCGUGCCGCAUGGAACGGGGUUUAAUGUGACGCUGCCAGACGGGCAGAGUCUCUGCCUGGACGGCAUGAUCUUGCAUAACUGUGAGACGAUUAUCCAGCGCGAUGCGAAAGUCUACGGAGUCACGAAGGUUGCGUUUGUGCCGGAGCGGUGGCUUGAACAUACGAAUCCACACACCACGCGUGAUAUUGAUUCCAGUCUCAUCCUCAAAGGCAAACACGGUAGUGGGAAAGGGAUACCUGCAUCAGCGUGGCGUCCCUUUGAGCGCGGUCCCCGGAACUGUAUCGGUCAAGAACUCGCGAAUCUCGAGGCGAAGAUUGUACUCGCUUGUACGCUAAGACGGUUCGAUUUUGUCAAAGUCGGGCUUGGCGAAGUUGUUAGGGAUAGGCAUGGCGAGCCGGUUAUGGGGGAGUCUGGGCAGUAUGCGGUCAAAGAGGACCUCUUCAAUAUCAUGGAGGUUACUGGGAAGCCGGUUGAUGGGACGCAGAUGCGAGUUUCGUUUGCGAAGAGUUAGUAGCCAGGGUACCAAGUGUUAGACCUAGCGAUAAAGCGCUGGGGAGGAACGUAGUUGCUGCCCUAGGCCGUGGUGGUGGUACUAAGGCGAAGCCUUAGGUAGCUGCUAAGAAGCUUGCUUUAAUAGCUAUAUAAUAUAUAACUUAGACAUGCUAGCGUACUGUAGUACAAAUAUUCAUUUCCA